GAUUCACUCUCUUGACUCUUCAAACUUCGUUUACUCCGUUUUAGUCAACAACAAUGGCCUCUGUUUCAAGGAGGUUACUGAGGAAAGAGACGAUCCCCUGCUUCAGCCACACCGUGAGGAAACUCUUCUCCACCGUUGGAUCUCCUUCUUUUGCUCAGAGACUCAGAGAUCUCCCCAAAGAUUUCCCCUCCACUAACGCAAAACGCGAUGCCUCUCUGCUUAUUGGGAAAACGCCUCUUGUGUUUCUCAACAAAGUCACUGAAGGUUGUGAAGCGUAUAUUGCAGCCAAGCAAGAACAUUUCCAGCCUACAUGUAGCAUCAAAGACAGACCAGCUAUAGCCAUGAUUGCAGAUGCAGAGAAGAAAAAACUAAUCAUCCCUGGAAAAACUACAUUGAUAGAACCCACUUCUGGAAACAUGGGAAUUAGUUUGGCUUUCAUGGCUGCUUUGAAAGGGUACAGGAUUAUUAUGACAAUGCCUUCAUACACUAGCUUGGAGAGGAGAGUGACGAUGAGAUCCUUUGGUGCAGAGCUUGUCCUCACUGAUCCAGCUAAAGGAAUGGGUGGAACUGUUAAGAAAGCUUAUGACCUCCUUGAAAAUACUCCUGAUGCUUUCAUGUGUCAACAGUUUGCUAAUCCAGCAAACACUCAGAUUCAUUUUGAUACAACUGGUCCUGAGAUUUGGGAAGAUACACUUGGAAAUGUUGAUAUAUUUGUGAUGGGAAUUGGCAGUGGAGGCACAGUCUCUGGUGUUGGCCAAUACCUUAAAUCUAAAAACCCCAAUGUUAAGAUAUAUGGAGUGGAGCCUGCUGAAAGCAACAUACUCAACGGUGGCAAACCAGGUCCGCAUGCUAUCACAGGCAAUGGGGUUGGAUUCAAACCAGAAAUCUUGGAUAUGGAUGUUAUGGAGAGUGUUCUUGAGGUUAGUAGUGAGGAUGCUAUAAAGAUGGCUAGAGAAUUGGCAUUGAAAGAAGGUCUCAUGGUUGGGAUAUCGUCGGGAGCUAACACCGUGGCAGCCCUUAGACUGGCGAAAAUGCCAGAGAAUAAAGGCAAACUCAUUGUGACGAUUCAUGCGAGCUUCGGAGAGAGAUAUCUGUCGUCUGUUCUGUUUGAUGAGCUGAGGAAAGAAGCAGAAGCGAUGAAACCAGUUUCAGUUGAUUGAUGAAGAAAGACUGACUCUUUACCAAAAAAUCUCGGGAGGCAAAAGAUUAUAAAAACAAGAUGUAAGAGUAAAAUGUUUGUAUUUAU
This is a messenger RNA of Arabidopsis arenosa, 1246 nucleotides long. The record is from the annotation of a GenBank genome assembly. NCBI's taxonomy places the organism in Eukaryota, Viridiplantae, Streptophyta, Magnoliopsida, Brassicales, Brassicaceae.